Molecule: messenger RNA, 213 nt
Organism: Monoraphidium neglectum
Lineage: Eukaryota; Viridiplantae; Chlorophyta; Chlorophyceae; Sphaeropleales; Selenastraceae
Exons: 2
Coding region: 1-213 (70 amino acids)
Source: RefSeq, a predicted model, not a curated record
AUGUCCAAGCCGGGGUCUUUCGUGCUGGAGCGGGCCCGGCAGCUCACUGCGCGCCUGAAAGAUGGCGAGUUUGAGCUGCACGAGUGGCGCGCUUUCCUGGACGACCUGCGCGGCUGCCCGCGGUCGGACGACUGCCGCGCUGCCUGGGAGCUUGCGGUGGCGGCCUUCCCUUCGUCGGUAAACCUGGCCGCCUCGCUUGAUUGGGACGCAUGA